Saccharomycodes ludwigii is the source of this 1368-nucleotide messenger RNA. It is a transcript of the gene MET17, whose product is annotated as bifunctional cysteine synthase/O-acetylhomoserine aminocarboxypropyltransferase MET17. The transcript has a single exon. Gene Ontology annotation, biological process: transsulfuration. Gene Ontology annotation, molecular function: pyridoxal phosphate binding; transferase activity, transferring alkyl or aryl (other than methyl) groups. Bases 1 to 1368 code for a protein of 455 amino acids. The record is from RefSeq and is a predicted model, not a curated record. NCBI's taxonomy places the organism in Eukaryota, Fungi, Ascomycota, Saccharomycetes, Saccharomycodales, Saccharomycodaceae.
AUGUCUGAAGAAAAAAGAGUAAAGAGAACUACCCACUUUGAAACUUUGCAAUUGCACGCUGGCCAAGAUCCAGAUAAUGAUGCCCACAGACCAAGAGCUGUUCCAAUCUAUGCCACCUCUUCCUACUGUUUCAAUGACUCCAAGCACGGCGCCCAAUUGUUUGGUUUGGAAGUUCCAGGUUACAUCUACUCUCGUAUUAUGAAUCCAACUACAGAUGUUUUCGAGAAAAGAAUUGCUUCCCUAGAAGGUGGUUUGGCUGCGGUUGCCACUUCUUCCGGUCAAGCCGCCCAAAGUUUAGCCAUUUUUGCAUUGGCUGGUGCUGGUGAUAAUAUUAUCUCCACUUCUUUCUUAUACGGUGGUACCUAUAACCAAUUCAAGGUUACCUUUAAAAGAUUGGGUAUUGAAACUAGAUUUGUUGAAGGUGACGACCCAAAAAACUUUGAAAAACUUUUUGAUGAAAAAACAAAAGCUGUGUAUUUGGAAUCCAUUGGCAAUCCAAAAUACAAUGUUCCGGAUUUUGAAAGUAUUGUUGCUGUUGCUCAUAAACACGGUAUCCCAGUUGUGGUUGACAAUACUUGUGGUGCAGGUGGUUACUUCUGUCAACCUUUUAAACAUGGUGCCGAUAUUAUCUGUCAUUCUGCUACAAAAAUGAUUAAUGGUAUGGGUAACACCAUCGGUGGUAUUAUCGUCGACAGCGGUAGAUUCCCAUGGAAAGACUAUCCAGAGAAGUUCCCUCAAUUCAGUAAACCAUCUGAAGGUUACCAUGGUAUGAUUUUCAAUGAUACAUUUGGUCCAGCCGCUUAUAUUGCCCAUGUCAGAACUGAAUGGUUAAGAGAUAUUGGUCCAACUUUAAAUCCAUUUGGAUCUUUCUUAAUGAUACAGGGCUUGCAAACUUUGUCUUUAAGAGCCAGCAACCAGGCAGCAAACGCUUUAAAAUUGGCCAGGUUUUUCGAAAAAUCUCCAUACGUUGCUUGGGUUUCUUAUCCAGGUUUGGAAUCUCACUCUCACCAUGCUAAUGCCAAAAAAUACUUGACAAAUGGUUUUGGUACCAUCUUAUCCUUCGGUGUUAAAGAAAUUCCAAACUUUGAUAAAUCUAUCGAAGAAAGUGAUCCAUUUAAGGCUUCUGGCCCUCAAGUUGUAGACAGCUUGGAAAUGAUUGCCGAUGUUGCCAAUAUUGGUGACUCCAAAACAUUGGCUAUUGCUCCAUAUUUCACUACUCAUCAACAAUUAUCCCACGAAGAAAAAUUGGCUUCCGGUGUUACAAAAGAUUUGAUUCGUGUGUCUGUUGGUGGUGAACACAUUGAUGAUAUUAUUUACGACUUUGAACAAGCUUUCGCUAAAGUGUUUGGUAAUGCUGUUCCAAAUUAA